Cavia porcellus (domestic guinea pig) is the source of this 3516-nucleotide messenger RNA. RefSeq names its product cytochrome P450 7B1. Bases 450 to 1856 code for a protein of 468 amino acids. NCBI's taxonomy places the organism in Eukaryota, Metazoa, Chordata, Mammalia, Rodentia, Caviidae. The transcript is spliced from 7 exons. The record is from RefSeq and is a predicted model, not a curated record. Gene Ontology annotation, biological process: cholesterol homeostasis; bile acid biosynthetic process. Gene Ontology annotation, molecular function: heme binding; oxysterol 7-alpha-hydroxylase activity; iron ion binding.
CCCGUGCUGCCCACCGCGGCCUGGCACUAACCGACGGCGGGAGACGCGUCCUCGAGGAUGGGCCCCUUCGGCCUCCCCGGCCUCGCCCUGGCCGCCGCGCUGCUGCUGCUCUUCCUGUGCCUGCGCGCCCGGCGCUCCAGAUGCGUGCAUGUUAAAGAUUUAGGGCUGGCUUUGAUGUACUUCUCAACGUAAUAACUGCCUGGGUUCCCUGUGGGCGUUGUGUGUGACGAGUGGCUUUCGUUCACACAGGGACGUUUUUGCGCUGUGUUACUGUGGGUUAGUGCUUCAUGGCCUAAAAUUCAAAUAGCAUUUCAGGAGGGGUUUUUCUUACCUUUCUUUCAGCAAAGGGGAGUGUUUUAGGAAAAUGCCUGAAGCGCAUGCAUGUCUGAACAGUAACUCUGGGUGCUGCCCAGAGGCUCAGUUUACCAGGCUGCACCUCAUCUGGAAAAAUGAAAUGGCGUCCUGGUGAACCUCCAUUGAUAAAAGGCUGGCUUCCUUACUUUGGAAUGACCAUGAAGUUCCAAAAAGAUCCUUUGGGUUUGAUAAGAACUCUGCAAAAACAGUAUGGUGACAUAUUCACUAUUCUUCUUGGGGGCAAAUACAUAACAUUUAUUCUAGACCCUUUCCAGUACCAGCUGCUGAAUAAAUAUCACAAAAAACUGAGUUUUCAAAGACUUACCCGAAAAUUAUCAGUGAGAGUAUUCUCUAUAAAGAUUCUGGAAAACUAUGAGGACCUCGACCAUGAACUUCACGGUGCCUAUCAAUUUUUGCAAGGCAAAUCAUUGGACAUAAUCCUGGAGGAUAUGUUACAAAAUAUAAAACAAACAUUUGAGUCCCAGCUAUUAAAAACCACAAAUUGGAACAAGACACAGAUGUUAACGUUUUGCUGCACAAUGGUAUUUGAGAUCACAUUUACAACAAUGUAUGGAAAAGUUCCUGAGGAUGACAGAAAAACAUUUAUCAGUGAGCUAAGAGAUAAUAUUUUAAAAUUUGAUGAUAAAUUCCCAUAUUUGAUGUCUGACAUACCUAUUGUGUUCCUACGAAAUGUCAAAUCUAUACGGGAGAAGCUUAUAAAGUGCAUGACCCCAGAAGAGUUAGCGAAGAUACCAGGAAGCUCAGAAGUUGUUCAGAAGAGGCAAGAUAUUCUGGAGAAAUACUAUGGACUCGAGGACCUUGACAUAGGUGCACAUCAUUUUGCCCUUCUCUGGGCCUCUAUCGCAAACAGUAUUCCAGUUAUGUUCUGGGCCAUGUAUUAUGUUCUUCGGCACCCAGAAGCUGCGGAAGCCCUGCGUGAUGAAAUUGACCAUUUGCUGCAGUCAACAGGUCAAAAAAAAGGGUCUGGAUUUUCCCUUCACCUCACCAGAGAACAAUUGGACAGCCUGGUCUGCCUAGAAAGCAUCAUUUUUGAGGCUCUUCGACUAUCCUCCUAUUCAAGCACUAUUCGUUUUGUUGAAGAGGACUUUAUUCUCAGUUCCGACACUGGUGACUGCAGCCUGCGAAAGGGAGACUUGGUAGCCAUCUUUCCUCCAGCCAUACAUGGCGACCCUGAAGUCUUCGAAGCUCCAGAGGAGUUUAGAUUUGAUCGUUUUAUGGAAGAUGGUAAGAAGAAAACCACUUUUUACAAAAGAGGAAAAAGGCUGAAAUUUUACUUAGUACCUUUUGGAUUUGGAGCCAACAAAUGUCCGGGCCGAUUCUUGGCAGUUAUGGAAAUUAAGCUAUUGUUGCUUGUAUUAUUAACUUACUUUGACUUAGAACUAGUUGAAAAUAAGUCCAUAAAACUAAACUACACACGAUUGUUUUUUGGUAUUCAGUAUCCAAACUCUGAUAUUUUAUUUAGGUAUAAAGUAAAAUCUUAGAGUCAAAUGGGAAGAAAAUGAAUCAGUCAAAUGAAUUCAAAAUGAAUCUAAAUGUUUUAAACUCCUUUAUUAGUUUUAAAUUUCUGCAACCAUAAUUGCUAUGUUCUUUUGUUUAAAAGAGUUCCCAGUUAAUAUUUUAUCUAAGAUCAGGUUCAAUUUGUACAAAGCCUAUCAUAAAAUAAAACAGGAUAGUGGCAUAAAAAUAGAUAUCAAAUCAACUUUGUGACAAUAAAUUAAAAAAACUUUGGGGAAGAUCUACUUGUCAUUUUGAACUGUUAUAGUAAAUUAUCUUCACAGAAAUAAAUUUGGUACUGUGGGAUUUUUAAAAGUCACUCAAAUUUUUCUCUCAUAUAUACAAAGUACAUUUUUUAUGUACUUUUGGAAAAUUGUGCUGAAAAUGGACAGAGUCUAACAAAGUCCAAAUCCUCAGAGGAGGAAAUUAAAUUUUCAUGAAGUACACUGGAUGAAAAUGUUCCCUUAAAGUAUAAUAUCAAUAAUAUCUGAAAUUGCCAGGGUAUGUUUGCAUUAAAUGAGUUUUGCAGUAGAUUAAACACUUCAGCUUAACUUCAGUAUUUAAUCAUCCAUACAUGCUCUGUAUUUCUUUGUAUACUAUUGCUCAAUAGAAUAAAAUUUUAUGUUAUAUAACACCUCUCAUGUUCAAGUCAGGUACUGAUAAGAUUAAUGUAUAAGAAAACAGAAAACCUAUUAUAUACUCAGUAAUUGCCCUUGACAUUAGUAUUAGGUUAAUUAUAGGAACAAAUGUUGAAACCAUUGAUUAUAGUAUUUUCCUUUAGUACAAAUAUGUGUCAUGCCAGUCUUGUAAUGAAUCCUUUGCUAAAUUCUUUUGUUAUAUAAAUUAAGAAACUAAAUAGUGAUAGUUCCUCUUGAAAUCUCACUUUUUGUUCUUGGAUUUAUUGAUAUAUUAUUUUUUAGUUAUACACUGUAUAAUGAAAUUUCUUAGAUUAAAAUUGACAAAGAUUGACAUUUAGCAUAAAUGUUGUUACAAUACACAAAUAGACAAGGCGGGUAAUUAAGCCUAGUUGAUUUGCUAGUUUUUUUAAUAAAUGGAUUUUAAAUUAGAGAUGACAAGGAACUAGAAUGUAGACCUUUAGAAAGCGGAAAGAGAAUCUGAGAGAGAAAAAACAGAAAUAAAGGAGGAAUAAAGGGAUUAAAAUGGUCACGAUAGAUUAGGUACAUGUGCCUCACCAUUCUACGUUAAUCACAUUCACUAAUAAAACAUUGAUUUUUGAAAGGGUAUUAAAGUACUUAUUCUUACUUACUGUAGUUAAGUACAAUUUUCCUUGCUGAAGUAUUUGCUUUCAAUGCUCCAUUAUUGAAGAUCUGCUUAUAAGAAUUCUGGUUUUGAUUAUUAAAAUUGCUUCACUUUCAUUCUCGUUAUUUUUACUUUUCAAAAUUUAUAAUCACAUAGGUUUAUGGGUUACAAAAUUAUGUUAAGGUUAUGAAUACAAUGUGUAGUAGUUGAAUUAAGCCAGAUAACCUAUCCAUCACAUCAAAUACUUAGCAUUUUUUGUCAUAAGAACAGGCAAAAUGUAUACUAUUAGCAAUUUUGCAAUAUACAAUAUUGUACUACUGUUAACAGUUACCAUGUUGUGCCACAGAAUUCAACUUUUUAAAAAAUAAAGUUCCUCCUUUUAACUGA